Moneuplotes crassus is the source of this 689-nucleotide messenger RNA. NCBI's taxonomy places the organism in Eukaryota, Ciliophora, Spirotrichea, Euplotida, Euplotidae. The record is from the annotation of a GenBank genome assembly.
AAAAUUUAAAAAUGGCUUCUCCUCGUAAAGACUACAACUUCUUCCUAAAAAUGAUUCUUAUCGGUGACUCUUCAGUAGGCAAGAGCUGAUUGCUCAUCAGGUUCGCUGACGAUGACUUUGUUGAUAACUAUGUCACCACAAUAGGGGUUGACUUCCGGUUUAGAACUAUGAAAGUCGACGAGAACUCAGUGAAACUACAGAUUUGGGACACUGCUGGCCAAGAAAGAUACAGGACCAUUACAAAUGCUUACUAUAGAGGUGCCGAUGGCAUAGUCAUCGUAUUCGACCUCACUAGUAAGGAAUCCUUUAUGAACCUGUACGAUUGGCUUGACGAAGUCAAGAAAAACGCACCUGAAAAUAUCAAUAUUAUUGUUUUUGGUAAUAAGUCAGACCUUAAAGAGGAAAGGACAGUCACAGAAGAGGACGUAGCCAGUUUUACAAAGAAAACAGGUAUACCGAUUUUUGAAGCUAGUGCCAAGACUGCAGAGAAUGUGGAGAAGGGCUUCAUUACUUUGACCAAACAAUUAAUCGUGAAGAAGCUAGAAGAAGAUGAUGAGGAAGAAGAGGAAUUCUUUGAUCCAGCUAACUAUAAUGGCACUAUUGGUGCCAAAAGUCUCAGAUCUGCAGGUGUAAAGGAGACUAUACAAGAAUACGGUUGUUGUGCGGGUAAAUAAGCAAAUUCUUAGCAA